Marmota flaviventris (yellow-bellied marmot) is the source of this 1313-nucleotide messenger RNA. RefSeq names its product aurora kinase A and ninein interacting protein (gene Aunip). Lineage: Eukaryota; Metazoa; Chordata; Mammalia; Rodentia; Sciuridae. Gene Ontology annotation, cellular component: centrosome; spindle pole. The record is from RefSeq and is a predicted model, not a curated record. Gene Ontology annotation, biological process: spindle organization.
CGGUCUCCAGAGGCGUCCGGCGCGGGUUCCCGGGUUCCAGUUGGCUCGGUCUCCUCAGCUGUCAUGAAGCGGAAAGGCCCGGAGGAGAAGGAGGCGUGCGGCGUGUGGCUCGACGCGGCGGCGCUGAAGAGGCAGAAAGUGCAGACACAUUUAAUCAAACCAGGCACCAAAAUGCUAACACUCUUUCCUGGAGAGAGAAAGCCUAGUGUUUCCUUUACUCAAAGAAAAAGUCCGUCUGUAGAGGUUCGGCAGACCAGCAUUGCUUCCUUCUUCACCUCGCAGCCAGGAAUGACAGAUGGUGGCAACCAGAGGAGUGUUUCAUCUCACAUAGAAAGUCACAUCAACAAAGAGUCCAAGUCCAAGACAGAUACAACCCAGCCAGACCAUUUGAUCCAGGACUUGAGGGAUAAUGACAUUACACCUCCUUUGGCCACUUCAACCCCUGCAGAUAUCCAGGAAACUGCACUUUCUCCUCUAUCCUUGCAGACUUCUGGCCACCACAGUUUGGGAACCCCAUUUUUAACUCUGCUGCCUUUGCCCCAACCUGCCACCCUUGUCUCUGCUGGUGAGAAUGAUGCUUCACUGGCUUUUUCCUUCACCCAGGACUUGGAAAGUUCUUGUUUGCUGGACCCAAAGGAAGGAAAGAGGGAUUCUCUCAGGAAAAGGAAAUGGCUUCUUGGAUCUAAGAACUAUCAGGACCUGGAGAGAGACAUCAAAGUACCUGGGGGCAAAUGCCAUCAGCUCUUGGACAAAGCUAAAUUGGAAAGGAAGAUGUCUGCCAAAGAAAACAGGCAGGCCCCUGUGUGUCUUCAAACUUCCAGGGAGUCCUGGAGUACAGAAAAAACAGAAUCAGUGAAACAAAGCCCUUGUCUCCUUUCUGGGUUUUCCUGGGAGAGUGAGAAGAUUGAUAAGGAUUCCUUGAGUCAGCUUUUCACUGAAGAUUCUCAGGGACAGCGAGUCAUUGCCCAUGACACUAGAGUGCCUUUCCAAGAUUUAACCAGUGCCUGGAAUCGGGGCCCAGGGCAGUUUCCCACCAGCUCUCCAGCUCAGUGCCAGGAUGGGACCAUUCAGUUCAAUCUGGAGCCUGACUUGCUCUUUACCCAGGAUUCUGAAGGGAAUCAAGUUAUCAGGCACCAAUUCUAAAUGUUUAUGAGGGUUUGGUUCUAAAAGCACCUUGAAAUGGCAGUGUUGUAGAAAAAUAUCUUAUAAAUGUGGAUGAGGGGAGUAUGGAUUUAGGUGGGAAAGUAUCGUGGGAUUAAUUAAACUGUUAGUGUUGAGUAAUUUCUUUGUAAAUAAAGCAGGUUGAGUGUUGA